AUGAAUAAUGAUUUUGAAAAUGAAAUUAAAAAAGUUAAAGAAAAUAAAAAGGCGACAGAAUCGGAGGGUUAUGAGGAUGAAGGUGAAGCAAUGGAAAACUCUUUUGAAGGCUCUGGAAUCGAGGAAAGUUUAUCGGCGGAAUAUUGCUUGCCUUCUAUUACUCUCUCAUUUAAAUCAAACAUUGGAGACACUCAGGCGGAAUCUUCAGGUGAAAAAACGGUGGUAGACGGUGGUAGCACAUACGAUGAAAAAAUAAAAUUAACACUAAAAGAAAAAUGGAUGAAUUUAACGGGUCGAAAACCCAAAAACAUACCCAUUAUAAGGAGACCACGUGAAAAAAUUGAAUUUUUCGGCGAUACGAGACCCGCACAAAUAGAAAAGGAAAGAAAUAAAAAAUGGAUGAAAUUAAUCGCGGAUAGCGCGUAUAAACAAAAUCAAAUUAAUUACGGCACUGUUUUCAGCGAGAAAAGAGUUCCAUACGAAUUGGGGGGUCUUUGGUCUGUAGCACUUCAUCCAAAUUUGGAAAAUUUAACGACGGGUUUUCAAUUCGGUGGAGUUCAGGUAAGAGAUUUUACAACGUUUGAAAAAAUAUGGUCUUUAAAAACUUUAGAAUCAGUUGAUAUAUUACCGAUAAGAACGAUAAAACAUUUACCAGCGGACUAUAAUAAGCUGUACCUUGCUGGAGCAUGUGGUAUAAUACAAAUAUUCGAUUUAAGAACUGGAUUAAGCGUCGAUUCCAGCGAGAAUAUCGAAACUCAAAUAAACGAUAUUGAUUUUUCCAGUAAUUUAAAUUAUUUAGCAUCGGGUGGUAAAAAUGGUUCCGUAUGCAUUUUUGAUUCCCUCACCCUAAAGGUUGUGAGUAAAAAAAUAAAACCGGAAAUAAGUUCUCCAAAAGCUACAAUAUCGACUAUCGAUUAUCCACCCUUACAAAUAUUUGCAAUUAAAUGUCACCCGAAAGAAGAAAGUAUUUUUUUAACCGGAGGAUGGGAUAGAUUUAUCAGAGUUUGGGACGUGAGAGUUCCAGAUUCGAUUUUUAAUAUACCCGGUCCGUUUAUUUGUGGUCAAGGUCUUGAUAUACACGAUAAUACGAUAUUAACGGGUUCAUGGGUAUGCGAAAACAGCGUACAACUUUGGGAUUUUUCAUCCCGGAAAUUAAUAAAAAACGUACCUAUACAAACAACCGCGACAAAAUACGAUGGCGAAUUCAUAUACGUGGCAAAAUUUUUUAAAAAUGCGACAAACGGUCACAUAUCCGAUCCGGAUUUAAUUGUCGUCGGCGGAAGUGGUUACAACGAAGUAAACGUUUUAAAAUCAUCGACGGGUACUGUAUUGGCUUCUUAUCCUUCGUACAAAACGGUUUUCUGUUUAGAUUCCCAAGGUGGUUUUGUUUUAUACGGUGGAAAAGAAUCAUUAAUGGAAACUGCUGGAAGAGCUGAAUCGAUCGCAGCACGACCUCGACCCACACAAAAUCCAGUAGCCUAA
Pediculus humanus corporis (human body louse) is the source of this 1482-nucleotide messenger RNA. RefSeq lists its product as uncharacterized. The coding region runs from base 1 to 1482 and encodes 493 amino acids. Gene Ontology annotation, molecular function: protein binding. The record is from RefSeq and is a predicted model, not a curated record. NCBI's taxonomy places the organism in Eukaryota, Metazoa, Arthropoda, Insecta, Psocodea, Pediculidae. The transcript has 8 exons.